Messenger RNA from Aspergillus heteromorphus CBS 117.55, 1123 nucleotides. Its product is annotated as Ran family GTP-binding nuclear protein. Gene Ontology annotation, biological process: ribosomal subunit export from nucleus; protein import into nucleus. Gene Ontology annotation, cellular component: nucleus; cytoplasm. The record is from RefSeq and is a predicted model, not a curated record. Gene Ontology annotation, molecular function: GTP binding; GTPase activity. NCBI's taxonomy places the organism in Eukaryota, Fungi, Ascomycota, Eurotiomycetes, Eurotiales, Aspergillaceae. The coding region runs from base 152 to 796 and encodes 214 amino acids. The transcript is spliced from 5 exons.
CCCCCCCCUCAGUUCUAUCGAUCCCCCCCAGGUCGCUCUGUCUGUCCAUCAACCGUCGCAUUUUUCUGCCGACCGUUGAUUUUUCUCGACUCGCGUCUACCUUCUACAACAUACUUGGAUCCCCCCCCAUCCACAUCACAUACCCUUCACCAUGGCUGCUGAGGUACCGACCUUCAAGCUCGUCCUCGUCGGUGACGGUGGUACUGGAAAGACCACUUUCGUCAAGCGUCACUUGACUGGCGAGUUCGAGAAGAAGUACAUCGCGACUCUCGGUGUCGAAGUGCACCCUCUCGCUUUCCACACCAACCUGGGUAACAUCCAGUUCGACGUAUGGGACACUGCUGGUCAGGAGAAGUUCGGUGGUCUUCGCGAUGGUUACUACAUCAACGGACAGUGCGGUAUCAUCAUGUUCGAUGUUACCUCCCGUAUCACCUACAAGAACGUGCCCAACUGGCACCGUGAUCUCGUCCGUGUCUGCGAGGGUAUCCCCAUCGUGCUGUGCGGUAACAAGGUCGAUGUCAAGGAGCGUAAGGUGAAGGCCAAGACCAUCACCUUCCACCGCAAGAAGAACCUCCAGUACUACGACAUCUCCGCCAAGUCCAACUACAACUUCGAGAAGCCCUUCCUCUGGCUCGCUCGGAAACUGGUCGGCAACCCCCAGCUGGAAUUUGUUGCCGCUCCCGCCCUUGCUCCCCCCGAGGUGCAGGUCAACCAGGAGCUCAUGGAGCAGUACGAGAAGGAGAUGCAGGCUGCCACCCAGAUGCCCCUGCCCGACGAGGAGGACCCCGACUUGUAAACGCAUCGCCAAUAAAAGGCUGGGGACGGAACGUCGGUCGUGGCCGCGGCCGUGUGACUGUGGCCGUGCCCAGCUCCGGGUACGUUAUGCAAAGAUUUCGAAUCACGAUACAAUGAUAGCGGAGAGAAGGGAGGAAGUAAGCCCGAGAACGGUCGGCAUGAUUAUGCAUUUGCAAUAUUUACCACUAGUAGUCUAGACUCUGAUUAUCUCUACAAAGUUCCUUUGAAACGAUGACCUCUGUUUUACUCGCCAGCCAAUCAACCCAUCAAUCACGGAUCUAUCCGAAAUUCCAGGAUAGUUGCGGUUUUGGCCUCCGAAAAGUUCUUU